Zasmidium cellare ATCC 36951 is the source of this 1677-nucleotide messenger RNA. RefSeq lists its product as uncharacterized. The record is from RefSeq and is a predicted model, not a curated record. Lineage: Eukaryota; Fungi; Ascomycota; Dothideomycetes; Mycosphaerellales; Mycosphaerellaceae. Gene Ontology annotation, molecular function: 1-acylglycerol-3-phosphate O-acyltransferase activity; 1-acylglycerophosphocholine O-acyltransferase activity. Gene Ontology annotation, cellular component: endoplasmic reticulum; membrane. Gene Ontology annotation, biological process: lipid modification; glycerophospholipid biosynthetic process. The transcript has 5 exons. The coding region runs from base 1 to 1677 and encodes 558 amino acids.
AUGCUGCCAUACAUCAAUACCCCGUUCGAGUACGUCGCGGGCAAACUGGGCGCUUCUAGCGAUGAGCUCAAGCUCAUUGUCCUCUUCCUGUUCUCAUAUCCGCUCGCUGCCGUCCUCAAAAGACUCCCUGACGACAAGCCGCACGUGAAAAAUGUCUUCAACAUCUCCGUCACAAUCUUCUACCUCAUCGGCCUCUUCGAUCUCUGGUCCGGGCUAGCAGUUAUCCUCUUCGAUUCAAUCGGAACCUACCUGAUCGCCGCCUAUGUGGAAGGCCCCUACAUGCCAUGGAUCGGCUUCGUCUUCCUUAUGGGCCACAUGUCCGUCAGCCACAUUUACCGCAUGAUGGCGGACGCUCCGAGUUCCAUCGACAUCACCGGCGCACAGAUGGUCAUUGUCAUGAAGUUAUCAGCCUUCUGCUGGAACGUAUGGGAUGGCAAACAGCCUGACUCGGAGCUCAAUGAGGUUCAAAAGGAGAGAGCCAUUCCCAAGCUACCUGACCCUCUUAAUUAUGCUGGUUUUGUGGCCUUCUUCCCAUCGAUUAUGGCCGGCCCAGCCUUCGAUUUUGUUGACUACGAACGAUGGAUUACCACCACCAUGUUCGACCUACCUCCUGGCACAGAUCCCUUGAAGGCACCACCUACCCGAAAGAAGCGAAGAAUCCCGCGCAGUGCCACGCCCGCACUGUGGAAAAUGGCCAUCGGCCUGAUCUGGAUAGUCGGUUUCCUGCAACUGAGCGCGUACCACAAUCCUCAAGUCGUUCUAAGUGAUCGAUAUGCCAAGAUGAACUUUUUCUGGCGGGUGUAUCACCUCCACAUGCUGAACUUCGUCCAACGAAUGAAGUACUACGGCGUGUGGACUCUGACCGAAGGAGCCUGCAUCUUGUCUGGAAUCGGGUACAAAGGUCUCGAUCCAAAGACUGGCAAACCUGACUGGGGUCGUUUGACCAAUAUCAAACCAGCUGGCGUGGAGUUUGCGCAGAACAGCCACGCAUACCUGGGCAAUUGGAACAUCAACACGAAUCACUGGCUACGAAAUUACAUGUACUUGCGCGUUACUCCUAAGGGGAAGAAACCAGGAUUCAGAGCAAGCAUGGCCACGUUCGUGACUAGCGCUUUCUGGCACGGCUUCGCUCCUGGAUAUUACAUGACCUUCGUCCUGGCGAGCUUCAUCCAGAAUGUAGCCAAGAACUCCCGCCGCCUACUCCGCCCCUUCUUCUUCACCCCCGACGGCACCAAACCCACCAAAUACAAACCCUACUACGACGUCUUCACCUGGCUCGUCACGCAACUCGCCUUCUCCUUCACCACAACCCCCUUCAUCCUCCUCUCCGUCCACGACAGCGUCCUCGUCUGGGCCCGCGUCUACUUCUACUGCAUCAUCGGCGUCGCCGCCCUCAACGUCUUCCUCCUCACCCCGGGUAAGACCUGGCUUUCCAAGAAGGUCAAAGCCCGCAGCACGUCGACCCGUCCCGACCUAAAGCGGAACGAGAGUCAGGAGAGUUUGCAGGGUGCCACGUUGGGGGUUCCGGUAGAUCCUGGGAAGGAGUAUGAUGAGAUGGUUGAUGAGAUUGUUGAGGAGGUUAAGAGGAGGAGGGGGAGUAAACCUGGUCCCGAGGGGUUGGAGUUGAGGAAGUUGGUGGAGGAGACGUUGAAUCAGAAGAGUAAGAAGGGCCAGUGA